AAGAUGAAUGGAAGCCUUUUGGUGUUUGUUCUCCGAAAGGCGGGAAAGGCGAACUACACCUCCCGACGGGCCGCGCGCGGCUGCGCCUGCGCCCUGUUACCUGUCGCCAUCUUGCCCCUUCAGAGGCACCGCAAACAAACCCAAUUCCUGGUGUCCCCUAGUCUUGGCGGAGGAGCCUUUUAGAUGAGCCCCGAAAGGCCGGGCAGGGAGGACAAGCUCUUUGGGGCUACCAAACAGAAGCAGCAAUGCCUGUUGUGUGGCCAACCCUUUUGGAUCUCAGCAGGGAUGAAUGCAAAAGGAUUCUUCGAAAAUUGGAAUUGGAGGCAUAUGCUGGAGUUAUCAGUGCACUUCGGGCACAGGGGGAUCUCACCAAGGAAAAGAAAGAUCUUCUUGGAGAACUAUCAAAAGUUCUUAGCAUCUCAACAGAACGCCACCGUGCUGAAGUUCGGAGAGCAGUAAACGAUGAACGGUUAACAACAAUUGCACAUAAAAUGAAUUUAUCCUUAUAUUUGGGUGAAAGACCAAGUUACAGUAUGUCUGGACCUAAUAGCUCUUCAGAAUGGUCCAUUGAAGGUCGUCGAUUGGUACCACUGAUGCCCCGGCUCGUUCCCCAAACCGCCUUUACUGUAACAGCUAAUGCUGUUGCUAAUGCAGCUAUCCAGCACAACGCAUCUCUUCCAGUGCCUGCGGAAACAGGAAGCAAGGAAGUAGUGGUUUGCUAUUCCUACACAAGUACCACGUCAACCCCAACCUCUACCCCUGUUCCAAGUGGCAGCAUAGCAACGGUUAAGUCUCCAAGACCUGCCAGUCCUGCCUCCAAUGUAGUUGUCUUGCCAAGUGGAAGUACUGUUUAUGUCAAAAGUGUAAGCUGUUCAGAUGAAGAUGAAAAACCCAGAAAACGAAGGCGAACAAACUCUUCCAGCUCCUCUCCUGUUGUUCUAAAGGAAGUUCCAAAGGCCGUUGUUCCAGUCUCAAAGACGAUCACUGUGCCUGUGAGUGGUAGUCCCAAGAUGAGCAACAUCAUGCAGAGUAUUGCCAACUCCUUACCACCCCACAUGUCUCCUGUGAAAAUAACCUUCACUAAACCGUCAACACAGACAACAAACACAACAACACAGAAGGUUAUUAUAGUCACCACAUCACCAAGCUCAACCUUCGUGCCCAACAUUCUCUCCAAAUCCCAUAACUAUGCAGCAGUCACUAAGCUUGUACCAACGUCAGUCAUUGCUUCUACAACCCAGAAGCCUGCAGUUGUUAUAACUGCUUCACAGUCUUCUCUGGUCAGUAAUAGCAGCAGUGGCAGCAGCAGUUCUACACCAUCACCUAUUCCUAAUACAGUUGCAGUAACAGCUGUGGUGUCCUCUACACCAUCUGUGGUCAUGUCAACAGUAGCACAAGGUGUAUCUACAUCAGCAAUCAAAAUGGCAUCAACCAGACUUCCUUCCCCCAAAAGCUUAGUGAGUGCUCCAACUCAGAUUCUUGCGCAGUUCCCUAAACAACAUCAACAGUCUCCUAAGCAGCAGUUAUAUCAAGUGCAACAGCAGGCACAGCAACAAGUGGCCCAACCUUCUCCAGUAACUCAUCAGCAACAGCCACAGCAGUCUCCUUUGCCACCUGGUAUUAAACCUACCAUCCAAAUCAAACAGGAGUCAGGUGUUAAAAUCAUCACACAACAGGUUCAACCAAGUAAAAUCUUACCCAAACCGGUGACAGCAACUCUACCCACCAGUAGCAAUUCUCCUAUUAUGGUGGUUAGCAGUAAUGGUGCAAUUAUGACAACUAAACUGGUAACCACUCCUACUGGCACACAAGCAACCUAUACCCGGCCAACAGUGAGCCCAUCCAUUGGUCGGAUGGCUGCAACCCCUGGAGCUGCAACCUAUGUGAAAACUACGAGUGGUAGCAUCAUUACAGUAGUACCCAAAUCAUUAGCUACCUUGGGGGGCAAGAUAAUUAGCAGUAAUAUAGUUUCUGGAACAACUACCAAAAUCACUACAAUCCCAAUGACUUCCAAGCCCAAUGUGAUUGUUGUGCAAAAGACUACAGGAAAAGGAACGACCAUUCAAGGCCUCCCAGGCAAAAAUGUUGUCACAACGUUGCUAAAUGCUGGAGGAGAAAAGACUAUUCAGACAGUGCCAACAGGAGCAAAGCCAGCUAUCCUCACUGCUACAAGACCCAUCACCAAAAUGAUUGUAACGCAGCCAAAAGGAAUAGGUUCCACAGUUCAACCAGCAGCUAAAAUCAUCCCAACAAAAAUUGUUUAUGGGCAGCAAGGGAAAACACAGGUUCUUAUUAAACCCAAACCAGUGACUUUUCAAGCGACAGUUGUUAGUGAACAAACAAGACAACUAGUAACAGAAACAUUACAGCAAGCAUCCAGGGUAGCAGAGGCUGGUAAUUCAUCUAUUCAGGAAGGAAAAGAAGAACCACAUAAUUAUACAGAUAGUAGUUCCUCUUCUACAGAGUCCUCCCAGAGUUCCCAAGAUUCCCAGCCUGUAGUUCAUGUAAUUGCUUCCCGGCGUCAGGAUUGGUCAGAACAUGAGAUUGCAAUGGAGACUAGCCCUACCAUAAUUUAUCAGGAUGUAUCCAGUGAAUCACAAUCAGCUACUUCAACAAUCAAAGCUCUGUUAGAACUCCAACAGACAACAGUAAAGGAAAAAUUGGAAUCUAAACCAAGACAACCCACUAUUGACCUGAGUCAAAUGGCAGUGCCUAUUCAGAUGACCCAGGAAAAGAGACAUUCUCCUGAGAGUCCAUCAAUUGCUGUGGUAGAGUCAGAACUAGUAGCUGAAUACAUCACUACUGAACGCACUGAUGAGGGGACAGAGGUUGCUUUUCCCCUUCUAGUCAGCCAUCGCUCCCAGCCCCAACAGCCUUCCCAGCCCCAGCGGACCCUGCUCCAGCAUGUGGCUCAGUCACAGACCGCAACACAGACUUCGGUGGUGGUGAAGUCCAUCCCAGCAUCUUCCCCUGGAGCAAUCACCCAUAUUAUGCAGCAGGCAUUAAGCAGUCACACUGCUUUUACCAAACACAGCGAGGAACUUGGAACUGAGGAGGGCGAGGUUGAAGAGAUGGACACUUUAGACCCUCAGACAGGUCUGUUUUACCGAUCUGCCCUGACUCAGUCACAGUCAGCUAAACAGCAGAAACUUAGCCAGCCCCCGCUGGAACAGACUCAGCUGCAAGUGAAAACUCUGCAGUGCUUCCAGACUAAACAGAAGCAGACCAUCCACCUGCAGGCAGACCAGCUCCAGCACAAACUCCCGCAAAUGCCCCAGCUUUCCAUCAGGCAUCAAAAACUCACCCCUCUCCAGCAAGAACAAGCACAGCCCAAGCCAGAUGUACAGCACACACAGCAUCCCAUGGUGGCCAAAGACAGGCAGCUUCCUACCUUAAUGGCACAGCCCCCGCAAACUGUAGUGCAGGUGCUUGCAGUGAAAACCACGCAGCAGCUCCCUAAACUGCAGCAGGCUCCGAACCAACCAAAAAUCUACGUGCAACCCCAAACCCCCCAGAGCCAAAUGUCGCUCCCAGCUUCGUCAGAGAAACAGACGGCAAGCCAGGUGGAGCAGCCAAUUAUAACCCAAGGAUCCUCUGUUACAAAGAUAACUUUUGAGGGGCGCCAGCCUCCCACAGUUACAAAGAUAACUGGUGGCAGUUCUGUGCCUAAGCUGACAUCACCAGUUACAAGCAUAUCUCCCAUUCAGGCCUCUGAGAAGACAGCAGUGUCUGACAUUUUGAAAAUGUCUUUGAUGGAAGCUCAGAUUGAUACAAAUGUAGAACAUAUGAUAGUGGAUCCCCCAAAGAAGGCUCUUGCCACUAGCAUGCUCUCUGGUGAAGCAGGAUCAUUACCCUCCACCCACAUGGUGGUGGCAGGGAUGGCGAAUUCCACUCCCCAGCAACAGAAAUGUAGAGAGUCCUGUUCAAGUCCAUCCACUGUUGGCUCUUCCCUAACGACAAGGAAAAUUGAUGCACCAGCAGUGCCUGCAACAGGCCAGUUCAUGCGUAUUCAGAAUGUAGGCCAAAAGAAAGCUGAAGAGAGUCCAGCAGAAAUUAUCAUCCAGGCCAUUCCUCAGUAUGCUAUUCCUUGUCACUCCAGCUCCAAUGUGGUGGUGGAGCCCAGUGGGCUUCUUGAGCUAAACAACUUCACCAGUCAACAACUGGAUGAUGAGGAGACAGCAAUGGAGCAGGACAUAGACAGUAGCACGGAGGAUGGAACUGAACCCAGCCCUUCUCAGAGCUCUGCUGAACGGUCCUAGUGUAUGGACACAAUAGUGCACUUUAAAACCUGCUUGGUUACCAAGUGUCCAGGGAAACCCUUGUAUUUUGAUGACUAAAAAGAGCACUUUGCCUGUACUUAGGCUGUGGACCCUAAAGCAGCAGUGUUUCAACAAGAUAUUGCUGCAGGAGCAGCAUUUUAAAACAAGAUAAAACUCACAGAGGAAUGUACUUUUUUAAAAAAAAUGAAAAAGAAAAAAAAAAGCUGCACAUUUACAGUGACUUAAGACCUGGUCUUCUUUCUCUGUUGGAUCAUGGCCGGUGAAAAAGUUUUGUCUUGCAGUGGAAAGAGACUUCCUGUGAAUGUUUCUCAACUGGUUUCUACUGAGCAAAAUACCAUCUAAAAGGAGUAUGUGAAUAGUUGUAUUUUGAAAUGAUGUGUCAGGAAAAGUUUUUAAAAAACUUGUAUGUUUUUGCAAAUCUCUGGAAGUGUUGAAUUGGUUAAAAUUUUACAUUUGCUCAGUUCAUAAUUAGUUUAUAAACACCUAGAAUAAUACUGGCAUUAAAGAAUCCUUCUUGGAUGGUAGAAAUCAGAUCCCUAACCAGUGGGAAGUACUUUUGGGUGGCUUGUGCAUUCUCAUCAGUUGUGUGCUAAUUUAUUGUAUUGUUCCUUUGUGCUCUAAGCAGCACACUUGCCUUCUAUUUAUUUAAGUGUAAACAUUUCAAAGCAGGCCGUACUCCUUCUGACAAAUUUCUUGUAAACCAGGAUUGCCUACGCUUUCCACUGUCGUCUCUCUCCACUUUCCCUCUUCCUUUAAGAAAACGUACUAAGAAAUGUUUCAUUGUGAAGCAGAGGAAAAGAAACAUUUUCAGACCUAAAGGAAAUGUUCGGUCAUGUUAAGAAAACAAAUUCUUCAUUCAUAUGAUGCUUUCUUAACGUUGAAAUUGCACAUUCACAUUGGACUGAGACUUUGAAAAUAACUUUCACAUACUUUUGUUUGAGCCCCUUUGAAAUGUGUAAAAAGUUCAUUUACAGUUCUAAAUGUAAUGUUUUUAAGCAUUCUACCUUUUUAGGACACAGUUUGUUGAAGCAAUAUGUUUUGGUCUUGUGAUCACUGUCUGUCACAAGUAAGAGUGAAAGGGGUAAGGGGGUGGGAGGGUAAGAGUUUUGACAAGUUGUGGCAAAGGAAACUAUACUUUUCAUUUUUUAAAAUGUAAAUAGAAAAGUUUUUAACGGUUUUAUAUAGAUUUCACUAUAAAUAAGCAUUUUAAGACUGACAAAUGUUGAAUUGUACAUACAUUUAUCAGCAUAACUGCCCAGUUUUUUUGGUGCUGAAGUACUGUAAGUAGAAUUCAUCAGCAGUCUCCUAAUUUUUGCAUCUACAUCUGGGUGGAAAAAAAGCUGUGAUACUAUAUAGUUAAUAAAUUCCCACUAGAGUGACGCUCAAGAUUUAAACACAAGCAUUCAUAAGAUGCACUGAUCUCUGGUGGUUGUCACUAGUUCUGCUAGGGGAUAAUGAUUUACCCAUAGAUGGAGCUGUUGGAUAUUAUUUUAUUGUACAAAUUCAUGUUUAAAAACCUUUGUGACUGUUUCUAGUUAAGUAAUUUUUUAACCUUUCUUGGGUCAUAGACUUCUUUGGUAAACUAUGAACUCUCACCAAAAAGAUACACAUGCAACAUGUUAAAUACAUGUUAGACUUUGCAUACAAUUUUAGGGGCUCAUGGGCCUCUAAGCCUAUCCAUGUAUUCCAGGUUAAGCCCUCUGUUAUGGUCAAUCCAUUACUUACAGAUGUAAGUUUUUAUAAAAUAAAGUAUCUUUUAAAUAUUCAUGGAUCAAGUAACAAGAGCAAACUUGAAUAAAGUUAUGUUCUACGUAUUUUGGCAGCAUAGCAUACCUGUGUCCCUUGAGAAUUUAGCCUUCAUAUGUUUCUGCAAUUGGAAUGGCAAAUAAAACUGCCAUCGUCUACAUUUAAAAAAAAAAUUACAAAUACUAAGAAAUUAUCAAGUGAGAUUUGAAAUUUUUCUUUUAAAGGUGCUAAUUCGAAAUAGAGCAUGCAUUCAUUUAUUUAUUCAACAAAUAUUAAUUGAGCAUCUUCUGUAUGACAGGUAGCGUUCUGUGCACUGGGGAUACCAUAGUGAACAAACAGGAAAUCCUAUCCUUAUGAAGUUUAGAAACAGGGUUUCCUGCUGAUGAAAUGGAUAUGAGGAAUGAAGAUAGGAGAAAAUAAGAAUAAUACUUAGGUUUUUUUAGUAAGUGGAUAGAUGAUGAUGCCAUAUAUGGAUUUUCAGACAUCCCUUUACUGAAAGUCUUAGCAUUAUAUCUAUUAGUAUUCCAUGUUUAAGUACAUAAUUUAAAAGUAAUUUAAAGUCAUCUCUUUGAAGAAUGUUAACAAAUUACAAUGCAAAUGCUACAGAAUUUUUAGAAUCCUAACAACUAUUAGGCAGUGAUAAGAAAAAUCUAUUUGGUUUAAAGUAAACUUUAAUAAGUGCCUGGUAUUGCAGAUGCAGUUUAUGGUGAACUUAGAGGAUUAAAAACAAAAGGGGGCUUCAUUGAGAUAUCCACAUGCCAUAAACUCACCCAUUUAAAGUAUACUGUUUAAUGGUUUUAGUAUAUUCACAGAGUUGGGCAACCGAUUACUGCAAUCAAUUUGAGAACGUUUUCAUUAAUCACAAAAGAAAUCCUGAACUGAAACCACCACCACCAUCACUCCAGCCCUGGGUGACCACUCAUCUACUUUCUGCCUCUUAUGGAUGUGCCGUAAAAAAUGUGGACAUUUCAUAUAAAUGAGAUUAUA
Molecule: messenger RNA, 7013 nt
Organism: Piliocolobus tephrosceles (Ugandan red Colobus)
Lineage: Eukaryota; Metazoa; Chordata; Mammalia; Primates; Cercopithecidae
Gene: EMSY
Product: EMSY transcriptional repressor, BRCA2 interacting
Exons: 22
Coding region: 246-4259 (1337 amino acids)
Biological process (GO): regulation of DNA-templated transcription
Cellular component (GO): nucleoplasm
Source: RefSeq, a predicted model, not a curated record